Rubroshorea leprosula is the source of this 3523-nucleotide messenger RNA. NCBI's taxonomy places the organism in Eukaryota, Viridiplantae, Streptophyta, Magnoliopsida, Malvales, Dipterocarpaceae. The record is from the annotation of a GenBank genome assembly.
CCGUCCCCUCCAUCUGGACAUUAAUCACAAAUCACCAUCGUUAUCUCUUCCUUAGGGUUCUUCCUUCCUUCCCCUCUUUCUCUCUCUCUCUCUCUCUUUCUUUUCAUAUUUCAAACCAGAAAAAAUUGACUUUUUAGAAAUUAAUACUUCUUUCCACAUCCAUGGAACAACACUGUACCCAUCAAUUAACUGUACAGAUCAUCUCUCCACAACCCCUUUUUUAACUCCAAGGGGUCUCUUCCAUAUUCGUUUCAAAGCUCUAGAUUAUUUGAUUUGGUUUUUGUCUAGGGCGUUUUGGUUUUUGGAAUCUCUAGAUUUUGGUAGCUUUUGGGUGGGUUUUAGUUUGAUGGUUUUGUUGGCUUUAGUAGUAAUCGAAGUGGGUAGUGGGCAUUAUGGACGCGUUUGAGAUUGAGGGCCAUAUUCAACAUAAUCCCAAGGCAGAGGAUCUUAAACAUUCCGGAGAUAAUUCUUCAGAAUAUGCAGUCUUUGAUGCAUCACAAUAUGCAUUUUUUGGAAAGGACUUUGUUGAGGAAGUUGAGUUGGGGGGAUUAGAGGAUGAAGAGGAGGAUUUACAUGUGGCUGAGUUACAUGAAGAGGAGUUUCUGUUUGAAAGAGAGGAGGGUGAGGUCUCGAGAUCUCUAUCUGAUGUUGAUGAUCUUACUAGUUCAUUUUCAAAGUUGAGUAAUGCUGUUAGUGGACCAAAAAAUUUUGGGAUGUUUGGUGAUGAGGGAUCUAGAGAAAGUUCAUCUGUUGCUGAAUGGGCACAGAGAGUGGAUUUGCCUGAUUGGGUUGAGCAGCAAACGCUUGAAAAUGAAAACAUUUCUGAUGGCAAGCGUUGGUCAUCCCAGCCCUUUUCUUCUUCUGCCUCAAAGCCUCUAUACAGAACAACCUCAUACCCUGAGCAGCAGCAGCAACAGCAACAACGACGACAGCAGCAACAGCAGCAGCAGCAGCAGCAGCAGCAGCAGCAACACUUUGCUAGUGAGCCAAUUCUUGUUCAAAAAUCUUCACACACUUCAUAUCCUCCUCAUGGUGGCAGAUCUCCACAAGCUUCACCCAAUCACCAUUCAAGUCAUCUCAAUAUACCAUAUAUGGCUGGUGGGCCGCAGAUAGCAUCUUCCCCAAACCAUUCUGCUUUCACUAAUUCUCAGCUGCAAAUGUCUGGGUUGCAUCAUGGACCGCAAUAUGGUGGUAAUAUACCUCAAUAUCCUCCUGGUGUACCUUUCAAGAGUCGACCACAAAAUCAAUGGCUCAACCUGACAAACUUGUAUGCUGGAGAUAAUUCCAGCAUCUUGAGUAAUGUGUUGCAACAGCAGUUACCUAAUCAGAAUGGAUUGGUUCCACAGCAAUUAGUGUCACAGCUUCAAGCACAGAAGCAAAGACUGCAGCACCCCAUUCAGCCAACAAUUGGCCAUUUGUCAGGGGUCCAGUCCCAAUUAUUUAAUCCUCAUCUUUCUUCAUCACCACCCCUUAUGAACAAGUUUGAAGCAAUGCUUAGUUUCACUGAUCCAAGAGACCAAAGACCGGUAUCAGCUCACAAAGUUAGGCAGAACCUUCAUUUUUCUCAGCAGGGAUUUGAGCCUAGUUUGCAGAGGAGCAAUCGAGGGUGGCUGCAGUUUAGAUCUAAAUACAUGACAGCUGACGAGAUUGACGGUAUUGUCCGAAUGCAGCUUGUUGCAACUCACAGUAAUGACCCAUAUGUGGAUGAUUAUUAUCACCAGGCUUGUCUUGCUAGAAAAUCAGCUGGGGCAAAGUUAAAACAUCAUUUCUGCCCAACUCACCUUAGGGAGCUUCCUCCUCAAGCACGUGCUAAUACUGAACCACAUGCAUUUCUCCAAGUUGAUGCUCUUGGGAGGGUUCCUUUCUCUUCAAUUCGUAGGCCUCGCCCUCUCCUUGAAGUUGAGAAUCCAAACUCAUCUCCUGUCAGCAACACUGAGCAGAAAGCAUCUGAUAAGCCUUUGGAACAGGAGCCAAUGCUUGCUGCUAGAGUUACAAUUGAGGAUGGUCUAUGUCUUCUUCUUGAUGUAGAUGAUAUUGACCGUUUCCUACAGUUCAAUCAGCUUCAGGAUGGUGGAGCUCAGCUGAGAAGAAGGCGGCAGGACCUGCUGGAAGGGCUAGCUGCAUCACUUCAAUUGGUUGACCCACUUGGCAAGAAUGAUCGUACAGAUGAGCUUGUUCCUAAGGAUGAUCUUGUGUUCUUACAGUUAGUUUCUCUUCCAAAAGGUAGGAAGCUUCUUGCAAGGUACCUUCAGCUUCUUUUUCCAGGUGGUGAGCUGAUGCGAAUUGAGCUGAUGCGAAUUGUGUGUAUGGCAAUUUUCCGUCAUUUGAGGUUCUUGUUUGGAUGUCUGCCCUGUGAUCUUGGGGCAGUAGAAACUACAUAUAAUCUUGCAAGGGUUGUUUCGUCUUGUGUUCAUAGCAUGGAUCUUCGUGCACUUAGUGCUUGUCUUGCAGCAGUGGUUUGCUCCUCAGAGCAGCCCCCACUCCGCCCUCUUGGAAGUCCUGCCGGAGAUGGAGCUUCUCUCAUUUUAAAGUCUGUUCUUGAUAGGGCAACAAAACUCAUAAUGGAGUCUCGAGCUGCUGGCCAGUAUAAUAUGACAAAUCAUUCUCUUUGGAAGGCCUCUUUCGAUGAAUUUUUUAACCUUCUCACAAAGUAUUGCAUAAACAAAUAUGAUACAGUUACGCAGUCAUUGCGCAUGCAGGUCCAACCAAACACAGCCAUUAGUGAAUCAGAUGCUGCAAUGGCCAUUAAGAGGGAAAUGCCAGUUGAUCUCCUGCAAGCGUGUUUACCUCAAAUUAAUGAUCAACAGAAAAAGUUGAUAUUGGAUCUUGCACAACGGUCCAUUACUUGAAUCCUUAAUUAAUGUAUGGUUGAUACAGUGCUGGAUAAAGAUCACGGGGCAAGUGAUGCCCAAGUUCUAGAAGAACUGAAUGCAACAGGAUACAUCAGUGGAAAUGUGUGGCUAUUUUGGAGCAUAUGCACAAUGGUUUAAGCUGAAGCUCCAAGGCCAUUUAAGUAAGGGUCAACUUAGCCCCCUUUGAUAUUUUAGUUUUUCUUGUCAACUUGUUUUUAAUUUAUUGCUAUGCUUUUCUUGUCAAAACAUAGAAGUGGGCUUCUAAGUUUUAUGUAUGAUGCUAUAGAACUAUGCAGUGAUAUUUUUGCUUGGUCGGGUCCUUCUCUUUUUUUCAGAAUUAGAGCGUAUUUUAAUGCUCUCUUGUGGAAUUCAUGAUAUGGAGAUUUGUAGUGGAUUAGUAUGUACAGGGGUUAAGAACAGAAGACUUCCCUCGUUCCUGUUAUUUAUUUGGAGGAAGUGGGGAUGGAUGCGGUGUUUAUGUUUGGAACUAGACUUCUGCCAUUCUUGUAGCAGAUAGCUGUUAAGUUGAUGAAGACAUCGGUUUUAGUUUACAAGAUGUAAUUAAUAUAGAUGUUUUCUGAACAUAAACCUUGUUUGGAGCCUUUAAUAUGGUUGAUAUAGUUGGUGUUUUUCGUUUGAACACUUUCUUCUAGGUUUAUAAUGACAUCUAU